GCUGAGCUGGCCAGCUGGCGGUGCCCCUGGCAGUCUCUGGGACGGACGGGGCUGGGAGUGGCAGGAGACCAGGCUUUGGCAGGAUCAGCCCUGAAGCCCCAGAUCUAAGAUGUCCAGUCCUCUGGAGUAGGCGCUGGCUGUGAUGGUCACCACCUUCCACAAGUACUCUGGCCAAGAGGGUGACAAGUUCAAACUGAGUAAGGGGGAGAUGAAGAAACUUCUGCACACGGAGCUGCCCAGUUUUGUGGGGAUCCUGACUGCCGGCAUGACGUGCCCCCUGGAGAAGGCCCUCGAUGUGAUGGUGUCCACCUUCCACAAGUACUCAGGCAAGGAGGGUGACAAGUUCAAGCUCAACAAGUCUGAGCUAAAGGAGCUGUUGACCCGGGAGCUGCCCAGCUUCUUGGGGAAAAGGACAGAUGAAGCUGCAUUCCAGAAGCUGAUGAGCAACCUAGACAGCAACAAGGACAACGAGGUGGACUUCCAGGAGUACUGUGUCUUCCUGUCCUGCAUCGCCAUGAUGUGCAACGAGUUCUUCGAAGGCUUCCCCGAUAAGCAACCCCGGAAGAAAUGAAGUCUCGUCAGAUGUGCGGGGCAGGGCCUGCCAGCUGGGGUCUUCCCUGUUGGCGGUGGGCACAGCGCCUCACACUGGCUCCUCCAGAUGUGAGCACGAUACUAAACAAGUUCAAUAAAGAUUCUUGAAAGCUA
Messenger RNA from Mesoplodon densirostris (Blainville's beaked whale), 705 nucleotides. It is a transcript of the gene S100A4, whose product is annotated as S100 calcium binding protein A4. Gene Ontology annotation, biological process: endothelial cell migration. Gene Ontology annotation, cellular component: cytoplasm. NCBI's taxonomy places the organism in Eukaryota, Metazoa, Chordata, Mammalia, Artiodactyla, Ziphiidae. Gene Ontology annotation, molecular function: transition metal ion binding; calcium ion binding. The transcript is spliced from 4 exons. Bases 143 to 571 code for a protein of 142 amino acids. The record is from RefSeq and is a predicted model, not a curated record.